This is a messenger RNA of Dicrocoelium dendriticum, 4560 nucleotides long. Lineage: Eukaryota; Metazoa; Platyhelminthes; Trematoda; Plagiorchiida; Dicrocoeliidae. The record is from the annotation of a GenBank genome assembly.
AUCGUUAGAAGGUCACUCCGAAAAUUAGCCCCUCCCCUGGUUAAUGAAUUUCGUCCCACUUGUUGAAGGGGCUGUUGUUGGUCCUCCUGAUUGGUUUCUCUCAAGCGUAUUAUCGGCAAAUAAGUGGCUGCAUGUGGAUGGUGGUGGUUACGUGCUCUUGGCGUUCUCGUCCAAACCAUUUGUUCAUAUAUUCACGAUAAACUUUGAAUCGUUGGAAGUACUGGAAAGGCGAAAUAUAUGUUACAUCGGGCAAUUAAAAGCCCACCACGAACGUAUUUGUGGUGUCUCGUUCUGUGAUUCUGGGAGUUUUGAUUUGAUCUGCGUGAAUCUUUUCACAUGUGGCAACGACGGUCUCGUACGUCUCUGGAGAUAUGUCAACUUGGAAUGGAUUCUUGAAGACGAAUACAAUGUACGUGAGGCAAAUGAAUCUCUCCUACCAACUACUGUUGCCUCAAAACACUUCGAGGGUAGGUGCUCGGCACUGGUUGGUACUGAUAAAGGUAGCUUGAUUUUGUGGCUCUCUCCGAGGCAACUGAACGAACCAGCAGUAGUGGUAAAGAAGUUUGAAAGUGAAUGUGUGUUGUGUUGUUCUUGGGAAGCAGGCGGCUCUUCUGGUAUUCCAAUUCGGUUUGCCGUCGGGUACAAAAAAGGGAUAGUAGGUGUAUACGCCUAUAACCCGGCAUGCCUUAACUCAUCAUCAGUCCUCACUCAAAUCUCACGGUUUUUUGCCCACGAAAAGGAUGUCUGUCACGUUAUUUGGAAGCCUACAGACGACCUACUUGUUACUAAUACAGACCUCUCUCCUGAACUGCUUACUACUGGUCGUGAUCAAUUUAUAAAGCUUUGGUCCAUCACUAACACUUGGUGUUGCGCCUCUGUCAAAGUACCCGGGAAUCCACGCUCUGCUGCUAAGGAGUCAGAACGUCUCGGCGAUUCGAAAAAACAGUCAAUUGGUGCACCGUGGAUUUCUGCCACCUGGUUGCCCACCAGUGAUGCAGCGGUCACUCCAAACAUUUACCUCUCUGGUCUUCGUGGUGAGCUGUAUGCAUGGUCUGGAUCUGGUCAACCCAUCAGGUUGAAUGUGGGUGAUUUUGGUCAUUCCACGCUUGUUUUCGCAAUGGUGAGAGUUAACAGCUCUCCUGGUUUUCUCUUUACCGUCGGGCAAGAUCGCCAAGUCAUGCUGUGGCGACAAAGCGAAGGCGACACGCUUUCCCAUGUCCUACGUAUUCCCACCAUCUCAGCUGGCGUUUUCGCUAUAUCGCAGUCAAAUCAUGGUCUUGGUCCCGUUGCCGCUGGAGUGGCAGAUGGCUCUAUCACUCUGUGGCGCCAUGGUUACAUAGUUUCCUCGCGAUCGGAGUCCCAGUCUGUAGAUGACAUCGUCAGUUUUUAUCCACGUGGCUUAAACGCCACUAGCAUCACCACUCUGGCUUGGCAUCCCUCAGCCAGGCAUGAAUCUUUGUUGGCUUAUGGAACGGAAGCCGGAUGCGUUGACAUCGUGGACAUCGCAAAGGUGUCAAAAAGCAGCACUCAGAAAGGCAAAUCCCAACCUUACGUAAUGGGAUCCACAGUCUACCGUGUUGUCUGGGGGCCCCUGCUGUUCGGCAACCUAUGCAACAAGGGUGAUUUCAGCACGUUGCCAGUGGACGUUGCAAAGGAACAAACCGACGAAUCAUCCCUGUCCACUAAUUGCUCCAAUUCGCGUACAGACAAGUUCCAAUUUUACGUGUACAGUGUUUGCAAAGGAAAAUUUUUUCUACAUGUGGGAUUUCAGCGCCCACCGCAGGACGUAACUGCGCUCUUCCCCGAACCGCCUGACGUUUCACAGGAUGAUUGGCUAGGUGACAAACGCAGUGACAUCUCAUUUCUUUUCCUUGACGAGGGACGAUCCAACCUCCUCAGUGAUUCUACAACAACACAGCUUCAUACUACUUUCGAUUGUCUAGUGGCGGUCGGCUUACGCUCAGGCCUUGUAUACUUGUAUGGACACACCAGCCCCACUGACGAAGUUCUGCGUGAAGGAUCACCGAAUCUGCAACUCAUUUGUAAACUAAGCAGCCACACGAAGGGUAUUAACUGCAUGGCAUGGUCUCCGUUGUACUAUUGGCUUGCUGUUGGGUCCAAUGAAUACUUCAUAACCGUCACCGAUUUGUCAGAUACUCUUCGACAAGUGGUGAAAUGUAAAUCACCCCACCUUUAUCAUCUGACCACAUCCCUAGCUCAUCUAGAGGGGCAUUGCAAUCGAGUUACUUGCUUAGACUGGUCUCCCCACGAUCCCCAUCUCCUCCUCUCUGCUUCAUAUGAUGGGACUGCAAAUGUUUGGCGGAUUGAUCACAAAGAAGAUGCAGUAUCACUGGCAAAUUUCCGCGCCCAUCGUCUCCGUCUGUUUGCUUGUUUAUGGAGCCGGCGUGAUAUUGACUUGGCUUUUACCGGUGGUGAGUCGUGCCAUCUGUUUAGCUGGCGUCCUUCUCGUUUGGAAGAAAAAGCGCCACCUAACAUUCGUCGUUUACGACCACCACCGCUUAAACGUCUUCCAGUAGACGCAAAAUCUCUUCCGGUACCAGAAAGUGACAUUAAGGAAACGGUGACAGGACCAUGUAUAAUAGACGAAGUUUCAAACGCUUCUCCCUCACCAUCUAUCGAAAUGGAACCUGCAUCUACUUCAUCUACCACUGAGCCUAAGCCGCUACAAAGUAAGAAACAAACCACGUCAACUGAACGACGCAAGCGCCCUUCUUUAUUCCCCAAUUUUCUUCGUCGUGAUUCAGCUUCCCACAGCUCUGUUUGUCUGGACUUUAUUCCACCUUUUCAGUUGGGAUCCCGUUUCAUGCAAGUGUUACACGUUUUGUAUUGGUUACAUAGCAAAGUACCUCCCCCCGAUGUGGACCGCGAUUUGUUGUUUUUGUUGCCACACUGCAUGCAGACGCGCCAUCUCACGACACGCUUCCUAACCGAUGAAGCCGACCUUCAUUUCAAUGCGUACAAAUUGGCACAACGUCCUAACAGUUUGAAUCACUUGGAUGCCUACUGCAUGAUACAACUUUGGCUCGGCCGUGCCCCUUUGGUCGCUAAUGUUCUGUGUGCCGAGAGCCAUAUGCCAUUUUGGUUGCUUUGGGCUGUGCAGCUGGCUUUGAGCACCUCAUCCACGUUCGGCACCUGUUGGGGCGAUGCAGAUCUACUUGAGGCAAAGGUGAGAAUAACUGCUUGUUGUAUCACUUCGUUUUUACCUCGAUAUUACUUUCGGCUAUGAACAUCUAGCACUUUUGUAUGUUUGUGAUGGAGAUAAAUACGGCCAUUGUUGUCAAAGCCUUCUGUGUCUUUCUAUUUCUCUAUUUAAUCCGAUUUUUAGUUUCCUCUUCCAUUAAAAACAACCCGUAUUGUCUAGAAUACCAUUCAACGUUCUCAGCUCCAUGACCACGAAGUAUCUGGCAGCUCACCUGAUUAGCACUCAUGUGUGUCUUUCAUCGACUCCAUUACCUGUUCUUCUCGCACUCCACUCAGGUUAAAGAAAUCAGCCUAAAUGGCUCGGACAUUUUACUGGCGUCUACCUUGUUGGUUUGUGGUGGCCGCUCUUCAGCAGCAAUCGAUUACUUGCUCAAACAUGAUCGUGUGAAAGAAGCCCUCAUAUUGUCGCAAAUUCGUUUGAAUCCCACCGAUGCCAACCCUGUGAUCAAGCAGUGUCUCAUGCGAAUCGCUGAACGCCGACUAGUCUCAGAUGUCCCUUUCCUCAAUGUUAUACAUGCUUUGGGCGAGGGCCAAAUGAAGGAAGCUCACUCUUUGCUUCGACGCACAAACACCGGCUCCGGCUUGCAUGCUGGAGCCGAUCCAGAACAACUCGCUUCCAAUUGGGUCGAGGUCAAUGUUAUCCUGGCUUCUGACGACACCUCCGCAGUGGUAAAUGCUUUCGCACGCUUGGCCUACACAUGCAUGCUUGUGGGCUUUAACCUGACUAUAGAUCAGUGGGUGCAUUACUUUCAUCAGUGGCAGGCUAGUUCGAUUCCAGUUGACCCUACUGGUCUUGGCUCUGCUUGUUUUAAAUAUCUUCUAAAAACUGGUUUUUACAUUUCUGAAGUUUUAAAUGGCUGUCUCGAUAGUGCCCGAGCUGAGAAUCUGCUGAAUGAUACGGCUCCCUUGUUAGAUACAACACGGGCGUUUCGGUGGUUGGCGGAAGAUCGUCAGCCGUCAACUCAGUGGGCCACCUGCGUAGCGCAUUUAGUUGUGGAUUUCGCCUUGUGUCUUGUUUUAUCCACUCAAACAGACAUCGCGGAUGAAUCUUCCGAUGAAGAUUUCCGUAGGUUCUCUUGCAGCCUCCAUCGGUGUGCUGAUGUCCGCACAAAAGAAACGAUUCAAUUGAUUGGCGGUGUAUUGCUUACUCUGAGUAAUACUUCAAAGAACUAUGAAAAACUCUGCCAGGCGCUUUCCUCGCCUUUGUCCUCUUUCGGCCAAUCUUCUGCCUGAUAACUUUCAUUAUGCGGGAUGCCUUCAUACUGCUUGCAUUUAUCCAUUCCCCUAAUUCUACCAGAUUGUGCUAUUUUAUCACGGAAUACAUGAAAGUACUUUCGU